Alternaria arbusti is the source of this 897-nucleotide messenger RNA. RefSeq lists its product as uncharacterized. The coding region runs from base 1 to 897 and encodes 298 amino acids. The record is from RefSeq and is a predicted model, not a curated record. The transcript is spliced from 3 exons. Lineage: Eukaryota; Fungi; Ascomycota; Dothideomycetes; Pleosporales; Pleosporaceae.
AUGGAGAAUCACACCCAAACGAUCGGCUUACUCAUAAAGGUAGUAAUAGACUUGCGUGACGGAAAACGCAAGGCCUCCGAAGCCGAUACGGAACUGCACUUACUCGAAGCGAAUAGGAAGAGGCUCUUAACACAGAAAGACUGGGUCGGCAUCGACCCAUCGAAGCCGGUCAGUCUGCGGUUCCGCUCGAGCAGAGAGAAGAGCAAGAUCGGCAAGCGCAGAAGAACGACAAGAGGACGCGGUGCAGCCCCAAGACGAAAGAACAAGGAUGAAUUCGGGAAUGAAGUCCAUGACUUUGCAGACGAUUCCUUUGCCCAAGUCCAUGGAGAUAGUGGUCCACGCCAGCGUCUAGAUGAUGUUCGAAUUCGGAUUGGCACAGAUGCAAUGACAAACACUUACUCUACACAAUUGGACCAAUAUGCGCAGUCGCAUGCUUCGUCUGAAUCCAUGCUUUUCGACCAGGAAGGACCGCUUGCACAGCUACGCUCAGCGAAGCCACCUGCCGACCUUGAGCUUCUUGCAGCAACUAGUGCUUUCGAGCAAGCUGAUGUUGCUUCCCGUGCGCCAUCGACCGGUGAACAACCUCAGCACUAUGGCCUUGCUCGGCGCAGUGUAGCUAGUCGUUCUCCAGACGCUUCUGAGCAAAAGAGCUUUACGGGUGACCAGUUUGAGCUGCAGUGUCAACCUGCGACGAUGACUUUUCGUGAGAACGAGAGCUCUACGCAUGACUUCCGACUCACACACCAUGCUUACGGGGAAGAGCGCGCAUUUCGUCUCGCCUUCAGCGGCUCCAACUCUACUGCAGGUGCCCGUGGUCGCACUGCGUCGGAUGGCAACCAGAUCGGUGAGACAAAGCCUUUUGACGAUCCAGACUCGGGAACGAUCAGUCGGUGUUGA